Messenger RNA from Capronia epimyces CBS 606.96, 1485 nucleotides. RefSeq lists its product as uncharacterized. The transcript has 2 exons. Bases 1 to 1485 code for a protein of 494 amino acids. The record is from RefSeq and is a predicted model, not a curated record. Lineage: Eukaryota; Fungi; Ascomycota; Eurotiomycetes; Chaetothyriales; Herpotrichiellaceae.
AUGGCCACUAUCCCAAGAACAGGCGUGGCCGCCCCUUCCGGGGCCUUGCUGAGUGGCGAGAGAAGCCAAGAAAAUGCUGACCAAGAACGAACGAGAGCGUGGGAAGAGUAUCGUUAUUGGGCGCUUGAACAGCCCUCUUUGACCCUUUGGAAGGGCAAUUCUGACCCCUUUCAAAGCGCCGCUGUUGGAUUAGUGGCUCGAGAUUACGAGAUCAUUCGCCAGGCCCAGCGGUUUCCAGUUUUUGCAGCUUGGCCGGACAAAGCAAGCGCCGUCUUCAGGGCACCAAUAGCAGAUACAGCAAACUCCCAUAUUGAACUUCAACAAGCCAUGAAAGAUGAAGGUGAGAUCCACGCAAUUCUCGCUUCAGGUUACCAUGUGACCGCCGGCUCUUCAGGGCCAAACUCCGAAGUGUAUCUCGGCCGCGAGCUGGCGCACAAGACUCGAGCAGUGGCACUUCUGCGACAGAAGCUCCUGGACCACGGGUUCUCCGAUAGCGUUGCGACUUUAAUCCGUCUGCUUAUCUCUCUAGACUUUGAGGCAGGUGACUUUACAGCUUCUCUGGUCCAUUUGCGUGGCCUCUGGUCUAUGUCUUCGUCCCUCCCCGACAGAUUGCUCGACACGCAAGAGCUUAUCAUCGUCAGCGAUGUCUGGGUUGGCCUAUCAUUAUUGAAGAAACCAGAAAUCCCCCCUUCACGCUAUGACCCUGGCAGUCGCCCAUUGCAGACGUUCGAUGCGGCCCUUCGACUACUGGAGGAGAGCGAGGCGACCCGUUUCAACUGCUACGAGGCCGAGACCAGUUACCGCUCGGAUACUGUGCUCAGUACAGAAAGCUUUAGCUUGCUGGAUGCUGCCAACGAAGUUGUGAAUACCAAAGCCAUCAUGGAUCAGGUCAACGAAGCCACUAUACAACAAGACGUGGUCUGGUGGAUGCACAGACGGGCUACGGCUGUUUCAGGUUUACUAAUCUCCGGAUAUGUUGAUGCGAUCAGGUCCAGUGGCUCUGCAAUAUGUUCAGACAAUUUGAACGUCAGGAAGGAGUUGGAUGCUGCCGCAUGUUUGUGUGGAAUUUUGUUUAUGAAUUUUAGGUUCAUGGACUCCCCCAACAACUAUAACUUUAGCAAGACAUUUCAGAUGAUCGAGCCGAUCUUACGAAGAGUUUCGCAAGAUUCCGGGGAAGGCGUCCAACAGGAACAAGACGACGUUUUCCUGUGGUUACUGUUCAUGUGCGCCAUGGGCAGUGAUGUCUAUGCAGCAAGAGGAGACAUCCCCUACUCUGUUUGGCCUGCCCGAGAGUUCCGCCGUGUGUGUGCGCGACGAAAAGUCACAGAUGAAGCUUCCAUUAUAACCCUCUUCCGCCAAUUUGAAUACUAUCCUCAGAUGGACGACUUUGUCAAGGAGCUUCUGUCGGAUACAGUCGAGUUGCUGGAUAUGCCUAUCAUGCCAUGGUCGAAGUGGUGCGAAAUUCUUGACCAUUACGUCCCUUGA